Molecule: messenger RNA, 1289 nt
Organism: Paramecium octaurelia
Lineage: Eukaryota; Ciliophora; Oligohymenophorea; Peniculida; Parameciidae
Source: the annotation of a GenBank genome assembly
UAAUAUAUGGACCAUUUCUUAAGAUUCAUUAAUCCCCAUGUCUUUUUGGGAUGUGUGCAGUUCUUGCAAUUACAAACCUCCAAAGAAACUGAGGCUCUUCUUGGCACCAGACUUUUCGAAAGGUUAAGAAAAUUAGGUGUGCCAUCAGAAAAAAUUGAUUAAAUCAUCCAACAAGACAAUUUGAAUGGAAAACUGACCUCAGUUGCAGAAUUACUUAAACUCAGACAACGAGCAUUAGUAGAUUAUGUCCAAGAAAAUCUAUGGACAGUUGAAGAAGCCUAUCAAGCAUUAAUAAUAUUAUUUGAUUCAGGAGAAUACGAGAAAGCAACAGAAAUCGUUGACAAUCUAUAUCCAUGUGUGGAAGCAACUGAGAAGUUAAAUCAUUUGAGAAAUGGAUUCUUAUGGGCUAGAUUAGUAAAAAAUCCAUUUAUCUAAUUAGAAUUGCAAAUUAAUUGGUCUCUUCAAGAACACCAACAAUGCUGCAGUGUGCAUUGAAGCAAUCAAAGACUUAAUUAAAUAGGAGGAUCAAAUAAAAUAUAAUUUCAAACAAAGAGCAGAUCUCUUGCAUGCUGGAGUUUUGGUUUGCUUUAUAUCCGAUGACACAAAUGCCUUCUUAGAAAUCUUCUCAGGCGAACAAUUCUUAGAAGUAGUUCACACUAUUGCUCCUUAUUUAUUGUAUUAUUACACAGUUGCCUUGCUCAUCAAUUAACAAUUCAUUGGAAACACAAGUCUUGCAAUUAUUGGCACAAACGCAAACAAAUCAAUCAAACCAUUUCAUUUGCUCAAUUACGUUGAGGAAAUCAUUGUUAAGUUCUAGUUCGACAAUGCAAUCAAAAUGAUUAAAGAUAUUUCUACAGAAAUUGAUUAGGACUUCAUUGUCAAAUCUAAAAAUGCUCUCAUUAUUAAUGCAUGCAAACUUUAUUUCUUUUCAACUUACAUCAAAAUCUUUAAUGGCGUAUAAAUUAAGUAAUUUAAACACUAAAUAAAUUUAGACAAUUUUCAACUUAUCUAUAACUCAAUGAGGAGGAAACCGAAUCAUGGUUGGUUAAUGCCAUUAGAACUUUAAAUAUCAAUGCUAAAAUAGAUGGCGAUAAAAUAAUUGUCUAAAAACAAGACAUCAAUGCUCAAAACACAUAAGUAUGUAUAUCCACCUACAUCAUAGUUAUUAAGACAAUUAAGAGAUUUGCAACCGAAAUCUAACAUGUUAAUAUCAAACCUUUAAAGAAUUAUUAAUAUUAAAUGAUAAUGUAUAUUAUAGAAAUCAUAAAAAUAAUAAAGUUUAAUACCCU